GGGAAGCCGGGGGGAAAGGGCUCCCCUCAGCCAGCCGAGCGGGGCAGGAGCGGUUUGUUUCCCUCGUGGGGGCUGCUCUUAGCUGCCCCGAGGCACCCAGCAGGGCUGGAGGCACCCUCUGAUGGCGCAAAUUUUCUCCUCUCCUCGGUUAUUAAAGCUGCUCUGCGGGGCAUCUCCCCCAGCCUGGCAUCGUCCCCUGACAUCUCCCCGGGCUGAGACCCCGGCGUGCCCAGGUAACUCAACAGCUUCACAAUGUGUGGUAUCUGGGCCCUGUUUGGAAGCGAUGAGUGCCUUUCUGUCCAGUGUCUAAGUGCCAUGAAGAUCGCACACAGAGGUCCUGAUGCAUUUCGUUUCGAGAAUGUCAAUGGAUUCACCAACUGUUGUUUUGGUUUCCAUCGCCUCGCGGUUGUUGAUCAGCUGUAUGGCAUGCAGCCUAUCCGGGUGAAGAAGUUCCCCUAUCUGUGGCUGUGUUACAAUGGAGAAAUCUACAAUUUCAAACAGUUGCAGAAGCAGUUUGGAUUUGAAUAUCAAACACUGGUGGAUGGUGAGGUUAUCCUUCAUCUUUACAACAAAGGAGGAAUAGAACAAACGGCAUCCAUGCUAGAUGGUGUAUUUGCUUUCAUCCUUCUGGACACAGCAAACAGAAAAGUGUUUCUGGCAAGAGAUACCUAUGGAGUCAGACCACUGUUUAAGGUGCUGACUGAUGAUGGAUUUUUGGGUGUCUGUUCUGAGGCAAAAGGACUUAUCAACUUAAAGCAUUCAGAAUCCUUAUUUCCUAAAGUGGAACCAUUUCUUCCGGGACAUUAUGAAGUGCUGGAUUUGAAGCCUUCUGGCAAGGUUGCAUCAGUAGAAUUAGUAAAGUUUCAUAGUUAUAAAGAUGAACCACUCCAUGCUGCUUGUGAUACAGUGGAAAAUCUGCCUUCAGGCUUUGAUCUUGAAACAGUGAAAAGUAACAUCCGUAUUCUGUUUGAAAAUGCUGUUAGAAAGCGUUUGAUGGCUCACAGAAGGAUUGGUUGUCUUUUGUCAGGGGGCUUAGAUUCCAGUUUGGUUGCAGCCAUUGUUCUGAAACUGAUGAAAGAAAUGAACAUCAAUUAUCCAUUACAAACCUUCGCAAUUGGAAUGGAAAACAGCCCUGAUUUACUGGCUGCCAGAAAGGUGGCAGCACAUAUAGGCAGCGAACAUCAUGAAGUAAUAUUUAAUUCUGAAGAGGGAAUUCAGGCAAUUGAGGAGGUUAUCUUCUCCUUGGAAACCUACGACAUAACAACAGUAAGAGCUUCAAUCGGCAUGUAUCUUGUCUCCAAGUACAUACGCAAGAAAACAGACAGUGUGGUCAUCUUUUCAGGAGAAGGCUCAGAUGAGCUGACACAAGGAUAUAUAUAUUUCCAUAAGGCGCCGUCUCCUGAAGAAGCUGCAGAAGAGAGCGAGAGGCUUCUGAAGGAGCUCUACAUGUUUGAUGUACUUCGUGCAGACAGAACUACUGCAGCACAUGGUCUUGAACUGAGAGUCCCAUUUUUGGAUCAUCGUUUUACUUCUUAUUAUUUAUCUCUACCAGCAGAAAUGCGAACCCCAAAGAAUGGAAUCGAAAAAUACCUUUUAAGACAGUCCUUUGAAGACUCCAACUUACUUCCCAAAGAAAUACUCUGGAGACCCAAAGAAGCUUUCAGUGAUGGUAUAACAUCAGUAAAGAAAUCGUGGUUUUCUAUUCUUCAGGACUAUAUUGAUCAACAGGUUGAUGACCUUCUGCUUGAAAAGGCAGCGGAGAAAUACCCUUUUAAUCCUCCUAAAACAAAAGAAAGUUAUUAUUACCGCCAGAUCUUUGAGAAGCACUACCCAGGACGAAGCAGCUGGCUGCCCCACUACUGGAUGCCAAGAUGGGUUAAAACUGCUGAUCCUUCUGCUCGCACAUUGAAACAUUACAAGUCAGCUGCCCAAGAAUAGGCUGUUGAAAUAAUCCCCCAAAUAGAAGUACUGCAAGCAAUUUGCAUACACUCCACUUUAAAAAUAAAAUAAAGAUAAUAAUAAUAAAAAAAAGAAAUAUGCAAACCUAAAUCUUAAAUGGUCUUGAAGAUGUGUUUUGACAAUGCUACUGGAAAUGAGAGCUUUCUGUGGUUAGUAUACUAUAAAAUAUACUAUAAAAUUCACCCUGCUGUACCCAAAUUUGGGGAUUUAUGGGAAAAUACUUCAUGGACAAGGAACUACUUUAUUCAGCAGCACUGUUUCUUAUGUGGUGGCCUCAAUUGUAUUAAUUUGCCUUGCAGUCAUUUAAUAUAUUUUAAUGUGAACUCUGAUUUUAGGGACUUGAAUAAGGCAAAGUGAUGCGAACUGGUGAAGGUCCUUUGAGCAUAUGGCAACUUCACUGUAGCUGUUUAGUGAUUUGUAUAUCUGGCUGUGGGAUUUGGAUAGGCUGUGUCUAUAUUGUUCUGUUCUGAGUGUCUUUGUAAUAAUUCCCAAGAACCUUGGCCUAGUGUUCAAAAGAUACACGUAGCUAUGGAGAGGUGCUAACUAUAGUUUAUAAUCAUGGUGGUGCUGGUACUUAAUGAAAUUAAAGGAAAUCUUACUCCUUACUGUAAAGCCACCAGUUGGCCAUUUUGAAUCGUUUAAAUGUACCACAAGUUUGAAGGUACUGUGACUGUUAUCAAAGAGCAGAACAGACAAGAAACUGAGUUAUGUCUUUUGUUUCUAACUCAAGGGCUUCAGUUUUUAAAUGUAUUUGUUAUUCUUGAAAACAGAGUGUUAACUGGGUGAUUUGUAUCUGUCUGAUGGAAGUUGCCUGACAUAGUAUUUCAAGAAGUUUUUCACUUAUUGUGAUAAUGUUUCCACCUGUAUGUUGGAGAGGUGGACUGUGUUGCUGUUCAAUUGCAUGUGAUGGACUGUGUGGUGAGCCAGCCCUGUUAGCCAUAUAUUUUAGUCAGACAAAGCACCUGCAAAGACAAUGGGAUUGGAUUCCUUGCUUGGAAAAAGGAAAAGGAGAAAAAGCAAAACAAAACAACAACAAAAAAACCCACCUUGUUCAGUAAGCAUAAAACUUUUCAUUCAAACAAAUUACUUUUUAUUGGGGACAACUUUUUAUUAAUUUGUUUGGUAUAGGGGCCUGCUUUUUUAAAGGUAACAUUAAAUAUGAAGUUGGUCAAAAAUAUACAUAAGUGCUACAGAUCGCCUUGAUUAACAUCAUGCUUUUGAUGAAGUAGUCUAGUUCAAUACCCCUCUCAACAAGGAAACCAAAGCAACUGUUAUUUAAAAGAUAAAAUAUAAGCAAUUAUUUUUUAAAGAUCUUUAUAAAAUGAUUGUCUAUUUAUUACUUUUUUUCCUCCCCCUUCCUAAUCCUGAAUUUGAGUCUGUUCCGAAAGCUUUACUGAAACGUCUCUGGUGCCAUGGAGCCCAUGAGCUGUCCAGCUUUAUUAGUAGUGGCUGUAUUUUGAUUUGCAUGUACUUGUUUUAUGAACGUGGGAUGAGUAAGAUAGCAAGUUCCUGCAGACUUCUUUACUUAAGGGCCACAUGCUUCACCUUCUCGGAUUUUCUUUAAAACAGUAAAGUAUAGUUUGACUUGGCUACUGAUGUGUAGAGGUUUAAUACUCACUGUAAACUUCCCAAGGCACAGAUGAUAGGAAAAAUGAUAGUAAAAAAAAAUAAAAUAUGCACAACUCUGUAUGUAAUGUACUUUCUGCUGCAACACUGUUCAAAUGUUGCUCUUUUUUCAGAUGUAGUGCUAGGCUCUGGCAGGGAUAAGUAAUAUUGUGGAGCAGCCAGGUAUUCAAGGAAAUCCACCAUAUAUAUAUAUAUAUAUAUUAUUUUUUUUUAAUUUCUAAUGAAUUGGGCAUUUACAUAGCAAGGCAAGACUGCAGACUGGUGAUCCUAAUUAUUUUUAGCUUUUCACUGAAGUGCAGAGGAUAAAUACUGCUUGCUGUUUUAUUCUUGUUAGAGGUAUAUAUAUGAGGGGUCUUAGGAGUAAAAAGUUCAUUCCCCAUGUACAGGCUUGACUUUUACAGACUUUCUGACUUCUGUGAAGCUCUGUAGUUCCUUCUUUCUCUGUUUUAAGACCACAGCUACUUGGGAUCAUCUGAUAGGAGGGAAUGGGAUGCAGGUCCAGAAUGCCGUGCUCUCCUGUCUUGUUUUACUUUUCUUUUGUCGUUGCCUCCUUUUCUCACUACAUUUCAUUUGUAGAAAAUUAAGCUGGACUGUUUUGACAGCUUGAGGCAGCUAGUUAGACUAGCAUGUCUGAGGUGGAGUGGAGAAGUCAAGUCAGUGGUCCACCUGGGAGGAAGGAGAAGGAGACAGAUAACUCCCUGGCUUACAGGACUGCUGGGGGAGAACCCGUAUAUUUCUUGCAAAGUGAAUAAAAGUGGUACUCUUUA
Anas platyrhynchos (mallard) is the source of this 4352-nucleotide messenger RNA. It is a transcript of the gene ASNS, whose product is annotated as asparagine synthetase (glutamine-hydrolyzing). The record is from RefSeq and is a predicted model, not a curated record. Gene Ontology annotation, molecular function: asparagine synthase (glutamine-hydrolyzing) activity. Gene Ontology annotation, cellular component: cytosol. Lineage: Eukaryota; Metazoa; Chordata; Aves; Anseriformes; Anatidae.